Panicum virgatum (switchgrass) is the source of this 1756-nucleotide messenger RNA. Its product is annotated as acyl transferase 9-like. The transcript has 2 exons. Bases 292 to 1545 code for a protein of 417 amino acids. NCBI's taxonomy places the organism in Eukaryota, Viridiplantae, Streptophyta, Magnoliopsida, Poales, Poaceae. The record is from RefSeq and is a predicted model, not a curated record.
CUGCCUCGACAUCUGUACGUCAAACAUCCAUCCGGCGGCCGAUCCCGGCCGUCGUCGCCACCGAACUGGCAACCGGAAUUCCAACGCGCUCUCCCGCGGGCCCCGCUCGCCAGCGACACACGCGCCGAGCACUCCCGCAGGCUGCAAGGCCAGCACCUCCUCCAUUUAAGACCAGCUCAAGCUCAGCGUUCAGCGAGGCUCCAAGCUCCCGCAACAUCUCCACACAAGCCCGAGCCCCGAGAGAGGUAGAGCAGAGCAGGGGAGAGUAGUAGUCGGCGGCGCGCGGUGGACAUGGCGGGCUUCAAGGUGACGCGGAUCUCGGAGGGCCCGGUGAAGCCGGCGACGGCGACCCCGGAGGAGACGCUGCCGCUGGCGUGGGUGGACCGGUACCCGACCCACCGGGGCCUGGUGGAGUCGAUGCACAUCUUCCGGUCGGGCGCGGACGCGGCCCCCGGCAUGAUCCGGGAGGCGCUGGGCAAGGCGCUGGCCUUCUUCUACCCGCUGGCGGGGCGCAUCGUGGAGGGCGCGGAGCCGGGGUGCCCCGCCAUCCGCUGCACCGCCGACGGCGUCUACUUCGCGGAGGCCGAGGCGGACUGCAGCCUCGAGGACGUGCGGUUCCUGGAGCGCCCGCUGCUGCUGCCCAAGGAGGACCUCGUCCCCUACCCCGGCGACGACCGCUGGGGCGUCGAGCCGCACAACACCAUCAUGAUGAUGCAGAUCACCAAGUUCACCUGCGGCGGGUUCGUGAUGGGGCUCCGGUUCAACCACGCGUCGGCGGACGGCAUGGGCGCCGCGCAGUUCAUCAACGCCGUCGGCGACAUGGCGCGGGGGCUCGCGGAGCCCAAGGUGAAGCCCGUCUGGGACAGGGAGAAGUUCCCCAACCCCAAGAUCAAGCCCGGCCCGCUCCCGGAGCUCCCCGUGCUGGCGCUGGACUACAUCGUCCUCGACUUCCCCACCGGCUACAUCGACGGCCUCAAGAAGCAGUACAAGGAGCACAGCGGCAAGUUCUGCUCGGGCUUCGACGUGCUCACGGCCAAGCUCUGGCAGUGCCGCACCCGCGCUCUGAACCUGGAGCCCAACGCCGAGGUCAAGCUCUGCUUCUUCGCCAGCGUCCGGCACCUGCUCAAGCUCGACAGGGGAUACUACGGCAACUCCAUCUUCCCGGUGAAGAUGUCCGCGCCGGCUGAGAAGGUGCUCGGCUCGUCCAUCAUGGAGGUCGUGGACAUGAUCCGGCAGGCCAAGGACAGGAUGGCCGUGGAGUUCUUCCAGUUCGCCAAGGAGGAGACCGACCAGGACCCGUUCCAGAUGACCUUCAACUACGAGUCCAUCUACGUGUCAGACUGGAGCAAGCUCGGGUUCUCGGAGGUGGACUACGGCUUCGGGCCGCCAGUGUUCGCCGGCCCGCUGGUGAACAACGACUUCAUCGCCUCCGUCGUCAUCCUUAAGGCGCCGCUGCCGCUCGACGGCACGCGGAUGCUCGCCAGCUGCGUCACCAAGGAGCAUUCCGAAGAGUUCGUUCGUGGCAUGAAGGCAGACCUGCCAUGAAUUUCUUUCCUUUUAUAGCUGAAAUGGCAAAACUCAACUGCAGGGAGAUGAAUGGUCACGCAAAAGAUGCCUCUGUUUGGUUAAUGCUGUUGUUACUUUUGGUUGUAUUUAUUUAUCAUAUUGUCUUGGUUAAUACUACUUUAGACAGCAAAUUCGAUCAUUUGUACCAUUUGAUAUGAGACAAUAAAAGGUUAUACUGUCAAUUUGAUUA